UUURUAUUAUAUUAUUAUCAAUUGAUACAUGUGAUUUAUUAAAAAUUUCUUUUUAUUUUAAUAUUAUGUUAAAUAAUCGCCUAGAAACAAUUUCGUAGUCAUCAAUAAAUAAUGUUCAAAGUAACUAUAAAAUAUUCAAUAAACAAAUGUGAUUUACUWAUUAAUACUAAUCAUAUAUAGUUAAURUCAGUAUUUUAAAUUGUGCAAAAAAAUAAUGUCAUACCACUAUGACGAAAAUGAGUUUCUUAGAGCCCUAGGRGUAUCUUCAGAUGGUCUGCAAGAAAAAUUUUCUAAUCCAAACCUAUGUAAAAAAAAGAAGACAGCAACGGCACAUGAAAAUUGCAUUAAAAUGUGUCGAAGAAUUCGUUUAGAAUUGUUGAGUAGACCUAUAUGUCGGAAAUUGCGACCAUGGCCAAAUCCAAAAUUCGAGGGACCUUUUGUGAUUUCUCGUGCCGCUCUUAAAGCCAAACUUACAGAUAGAUUGAAAUAUUUAGCAAAACCUAAAAUAGAAAAUGAUAGUUGUAAAAGCUAUUACUCUCCAACUAAGUCACCAGGAAACAAAAUAAAAAUAAUUAGCGAUCGAUUAAUGACACUGUCCCAGCCAAGACCGUUCAUAGAUGAUAUGGAUGAAAAAAUUGUCUCAACACGUUUUAAAAGCGAAAUUGAGUGGCUCACUUAUUUGAAAAAACUCAAAAUAUUUGGUGCACCCAGACGACCACCACCAAGCCCCCUGGCUCCAAAAAGAGAGAAAAAACCAUUAAAAACAAUUAUGGCACAUAUAGAACCGUUGUCACAACCCGCCAAUCGUCCCCCAAACAUGAAUGAAAAGACAUUCGAAGAAUUAUACACGAUUAAAAGUGCAGUUCUGAAAUGUAASGCCAGCGAAAGAACUAAAAAUUUGGCUGUUGCUAAGCAAUUAAAUGAACAAACUUUGAUGGACAUAAAUUACGAUCCACGAGAUAAACUUAUUAAUGCGAAAAAAUACAUUGCUACCGAUAGGAUCAAAGAAUUGUCAACACCAAAAAUCAGAGAAACUCCAAAAACGACUGAUGUUAAAGCAAACGCCUUUACAGUCAAUCCGAAAGCAUUAAAAGCUUGGUGCUCGCCGAGAAUAAAACAACUAGCCAAACCCAUCGUAAGAGAUUAA
Messenger RNA from Diuraphis noxia (Russian wheat aphid), 1147 nucleotides. RefSeq names its product sperm microtubule associated protein 2-like. The record is from RefSeq and is a predicted model, not a curated record. Lineage: Eukaryota; Metazoa; Arthropoda; Insecta; Hemiptera; Aphididae.